AGAAAUCACACUCCUUCAACAAAUGCCGGCAGUUCAUGACCUCUGCGCAGCACAAUUAAGAUCGAUUUCUGUACCCGAUAAAAAAAUGAACCUUGCCUCUUUACCGUAUCGUGAAUGUUUUAUAUCCUCGGUCACUCGGGGUGAUCACCGGGGACCGGAUAAAGAGUUUGUGCGUGCCAAACACACCGGAGAAUAUAGAGCUAUGUGUCGGUUAUGGCUUGAAUUGAAAUACAGGUAG
Paraglomus brasilianum is the source of this 238-nucleotide messenger RNA. NCBI's taxonomy places the organism in Eukaryota, Fungi, Glomeromycota, Glomeromycetes, Paraglomerales, Paraglomeraceae. The record is from the annotation of a GenBank genome assembly.